This is a messenger RNA of Filobasidium floriforme, 540 nucleotides long. RefSeq lists its product as uncharacterized. The record is from RefSeq and is a predicted model, not a curated record. The transcript has 2 exons. The coding region runs from base 1 to 540 and encodes 179 amino acids. NCBI's taxonomy places the organism in Eukaryota, Fungi, Basidiomycota, Tremellomycetes, Filobasidiales, Filobasidiaceae.
AUGGCUCCUAUUUCUCUCCUCAGCGCCUUCCCCAGCUGUCAGCUAGGAACGUCUCGUUCGCUCCGACCGACUACCGCCACGUCCGAUUUCUCGCUAUCCUUCACCGGCUCUCCAGCUCCUUCAUUCAUACCGACAGAUGACGGCGCAGCGUCGUCUUCCGCUACCAGUGCCGCUUGGAUCCCUGAAGUCAUUGACCAAAUCUUGACCAGCAGGGGCGACAUUGUCGAGGUCAAGCAUACACCUACUGUUACCGAUGCGGUUGGCCCAGUACCGACCGUCUCGCAGAUCAUCCAAGCUAGUCAAAUGUUUAUACGAGAAGAUGGCACGAAGCUCAGGCAGGAGGAAGUGAAGAGACUUGUGAAAGAGCAUACGGAUAGCGGACACAAGAUUCACGUUCACCAUGCUGCCAUUCCAGGCGCGAAAUACGUCGAGUACUUAAUGAUAUUCGUGGUCGGGUCUGCUGUCGGAGCAGUGAUUCUCGCGUGCAUCGAUGAAUGUAGGUCGAGCGCUCGAGACAAGAAGGACAAGAAGGAAGAUUAG